Molecule: messenger RNA, 1923 nt
Organism: Monoraphidium neglectum
Lineage: Eukaryota; Viridiplantae; Chlorophyta; Chlorophyceae; Sphaeropleales; Selenastraceae
Exons: 5
Coding region: 1-1923 (640 amino acids)
Biological process (GO): protein phosphorylation
Molecular function (GO): ATP binding; protein kinase activity
Source: RefSeq, a predicted model, not a curated record
AUGCGCGCAGGCGACGCGCUGGAUGUCGACGCGCGCCUCUCUGGGUCCCUGCCGCAUGCGGAGUCCCACGGCCUCGGCCACGGCCUUGGCGACAUGAACACCGUACAGCUCAUGGCCUAUGCGGAAUGCAGCGGUCAGGGCGGCGGCUGCCACACAGAGGGCGCAGGGCAUGUCGGUGCACACAGUGAGGAAUCACAGCGGCAGCAGCAGCAGCAGCAGCACCAGCACCAGCACCAGCACCAGCAGCAGCAGAAGCUGCUGCGGCAGCAGCAGCACCAGCAGCAGCACAACCAAGGACCGGCGGAUCAGCAGCAGGGGCAUCAGUGGCAGGAUGAGCAGCAGCAGCUAAAGGGAGAGGAUGACGGGCAGCAGCCGGAGCAGGCGCCGCUCCUUGUGGCGCCAACUAAUGCAGCACCCGAACAGCUUUCAAAUGGCGAGUUCUCACUGCACCUGCCGGUCGCGCGGCAGCAGCAGCUCUCGCAUUUACUGGUCCACGACAGCCUGCGCGUCUUCCCUGUUAUGCCUGACCACGUCAGCGGUUUUGAGGGGCCCGUCGUCGAUGUGCGCAAGGUGGACGAGCACUCAGUGGAUGUGCGGCUGACGCAGGGCUUUCGAGCCGAAUUCGCCGAGCCGCUGACCGCCAUCCAUGCGCGCGCCGUGGCGGCGUUCCGGCGCGACGAGGCGGCCGCGGGCGAGGGCGGCGGCGGCGCGGGCAGCGGCAGCUGCCGCCGCGGCGCGGCCGCCGCGGCGCCGUGCAUGGUGGUGGAGCAGCCUGACGAGGGGGAGGGGGCGGCGCAGGUGCUGCACCGCAAGGCGCGGCCGAUACCUGCAGCGUGCAAGUGCUGGGUGGACGAGGCGUCCGACACGGCGUCGAUAGGGGCGGCGGCGCACCGGCGGCGCGGCAGCAUACCCAGCAGCGGCGGCACUACGCCAGCAGGCUCUCCGCCCGCCUCGACGGGCGCCGAGGCCAGGGGCGGCAGCGACGGCAGCGGCAGCGACGGCAGUGGUGGCGGGGAGGGCUCAUCCCUGGCACCGACCGCCGGCGUGGGGUCCCCAGCGGACCGCGGCGCGUCGGAUGGCCCACAGCGUGAAGAGGCGUCCUUCUCAGUGAUGCUGAAGAGGCCGCAGGGCGGCCGCCACCCGCAGGGCCCGGCCCCGGCACAGCAACCGGCCGGCGGCGCGUUUGGUCAGCUUGCGUUUCGCCCCCUGGACCUCGCCCUCGCGCCGCCCGUUGUGCUGUCCCCGCUUGGCGCCGGCCGCGCCAGGUUUGCGCCGCGCUGCGAGUGGGAGCUGGAUCCCCGGAAGGUCCUUAUUGGGCGGCGGCUGGCGGUCGGCGGCUUUGCAGAGGUCUUCAUCGGCAAGUAUGAGGGCACGGUGGUCGCGGUCAAGCGCCUGCUGGCGCACGAUCCGGGCACCAUCGAGCGCUUCACAUCUGAGGUCAUCAUGCUGGCGCGCGUUCGGCACCCCAAUUUGAUCCUGUUCAUCGGGUUCUGCACCAUGCCAGAGCUCUGCAUCGUCCAGGAGUACAUGCAGCGCGGCAGCCUCUACAACGCGAUCAGCGCUGCACGCGGCCCCGAGCCCGCCGCCGCGCCGCCCUUGCCCUCUCCCUCGCCCGCGGGCCGCGCCGGGCCCGCUGCCGCCGAGCCGCUGCGGCCGGCCGCGGCGCUGGACCCCAAGCUGCAGCGCGCCGUCGCCGUCGGCGUCGCGCGGGGGCUCGCGUACCUGCACACGCGCAGCCCGCCGAUCCUGCACCUGGACCUGAAGUCGCCCAACAUCUUAUUGGACGACCGGGGCCGCGUAAAGCUGGCAGACUUUGGGCUGUCGCGCGCGCGGUACCGGACGUACCUGUCCACCUCAGCGCAGGCGAGCGCGGCCGGAGGCAUGUGCAGAGCGUUUUGCGGUCCGGACCCGCGCGACCUUUGA